CCCGGCUCCAUUCUUGGUCUUGAGACCUUCUCACAAUCCUUUCACCAAAAACGCACAAACGUAGCAAAAUUAUUGAAUUUUCAUCUUCCUCUAUAAUAUCAAUAACUUAUUUAUUAGUGAUGGAGAACCAAAAUGCAGUAAUGGGGUGCAGUGAUAGGCACCUAAAUAGCUUUAUUAGUCAGUUAUUUAAAAACCCACUGACCUCUAAAACGUUCACCCAAUCCUUUGAACUCAUUAAGACAACAUUAUCCAUAAGUAUUGAUGAUGCACCUACUGUCGAAUUCUUUGCGGUCUGCCGCGCCUAUGCCCAACCUAUAAUAUUAGUAUUAAUGGAUGCAGCAUAGGGCAGUCUCGGUACAGUUCCAAAGAUAUUUAAGGGACUACCUUUUUGGUAAUUCCAAUAUUAACAGUCCCCCUGGGACCAAAACCGAGGCUGCUUUCCAAAGCUAUAUCGCCCGAAUCUGCGAGUGUGGAUUCACCUUGCGAAUUCCGAGAUGCACUAUUUUACUCUCUCGUGACCCGCAACCUAGUAGGUCUUGUCACCCCAUACGUCUACAGUGUGGAGUGGAUUUUACUGGAUCUAUUAUAAACCAAACAGAGGUGCCAAGCCCAACACUGAUCAUUUAUGAUGGUAAUUUCAUAUCCCUGGGCAGCCAGGAUCAUGAUUUGGAUGAUAUAAUGAAUGGCCUUGUACUGCCCUUCGCGAUUACAGAAAUGAAUAAGAAAGUACAAUCGAUUAACAUCCCGGCUCUCUUGUCCCCCUGGGGGCCUGAGCUUCCCAUGUUCCAUGUUGUCAUCCGAAAACACCAUCUUCUCAUAUAUUCUGCACUGAGCAGAAUAUCUAGGAGCAUUCCAACCUCGUUCAACAACUGGCCAACUGGUAUAUUUAUUGGGGUAGACACAGCCCUUCUCACUGUUGCACAAAACUUGGUUUCUGAACACGUUGAACUGGACCAGGACAGCUUUAGUCUGCUGGGCAUACUCAGUGCUGAAAGUCGUAUCAGCAUUGAACCUCUCUCGAAUAUUAAAAUCAAGGGUGAUGAGCCGGAGACUGUUAUAACCGUCCUUUCUGCAGAUGCUAUAGUAAAGCUCACACUGCAUAUGCCCUGGCCAAUCCCAAAUUUGAUCCUGGGGUUCCGUUUUUGUGGCAUAGCCGACAUCAGUCUCCAUGUUGCUCACAGUAACGGGUGCCUAUCAAUGAACAUAAGUUUAGACAACUUGGAAAUUAAUCAGCACCUGAUAGGCAUCCCAGAAUGGGCGAAUUCCCUGAUAUAUGGCUGGAUUAGUCACUUGGAAGCUAGGCUAUACUUCAUGCUGACAAACCUUGUAUUGCGACAGCUGCAUAUUUCUAGGCUGCCUCCAGUUCACGUCACAGAUGUGGAGGGACUCAGUGUUUUCAUUCAGCCAGAAGCCCUCAAGGUAGUGCAGUUAAGCCCUUCUGCAGAACCUUUCAUAAUGGCGUCCGGCCUACCCCUCAUCCUUCGCCGGUAACGGAACCAAUGGGCAGGAUGCUCGUGCAUGAAAUUUCAUUGACCAAGUUGUCCUCAGUCCUUCUUCCAUUAUACCUCGUCUCUCAGCGUCAGUAUCAGGUCAUUAUUGGAGUGCAAUGUACACAAAGUCUAUAUCCGACGAUAUUUUGGUAUAACAUAUCUACGUAUAUCAUAUUCCUUAUAUAGCACCAUAGGGCGCUGAGCAUGAUAUAAAAUACAAAUCCAGAUAUUAUGGCAGUGGAGAUCUGUUAUUCUGGGUCAUGCUUAGUAACAUAGAAACAUCAUUACAGUGCAG
Molecule: messenger RNA, 1785 nt
Organism: Aspergillus caelatus
Lineage: Eukaryota; Fungi; Ascomycota; Eurotiomycetes; Eurotiales; Aspergillaceae
Exons: 4
Coding region: 334-1491 (385 amino acids)
Source: RefSeq, a predicted model, not a curated record